Salvia splendens (bonfire salvia) is the source of this 1565-nucleotide messenger RNA. RefSeq names its product premnaspirodiene oxygenase. The coding region runs from base 87 to 1565 and encodes 492 amino acids. Gene Ontology annotation, molecular function: heme binding; monooxygenase activity; oxidoreductase activity, acting on paired donors, with incorporation or reduction of molecular oxygen. Lineage: Eukaryota; Viridiplantae; Streptophyta; Magnoliopsida; Lamiales; Lamiaceae. The record is from RefSeq and is a predicted model, not a curated record. The transcript is spliced from 2 exons.
UUUAGGCAACCCUACUUAUUAUAAUCAUCAUCACACCUUAUAAAUUGAAACACAGAAACAAAACAGCCAUCCCACAAAAUACAAUAAUGCUUGAGCUAUUUACAACCCUAACUCUAUCUGCAAUUUUCGCCUUCUUAUUGAACAAAUGGAAGAAAUCCCAAAAUAGCAAGUCAACGAAAAAACCGCCACCUGGCCCGCGAAAACUUCCUAUAAUCGGAAAUCUCCACCAAAUCAGCAAUCCUCCCUUCCGCUGCUUCCGAGAUCUAUCCAACCAGCACGGCCCCCUAAUGCACCUCCAGCUCGGCGAGUCGACAGCUGUCGUCGUCUCGUCACCCGAGCUGGCGAAGCAAAUGCUGAAGGACCUCGACCCCGGCUUCGCGGACAAGCCACGGAGCACGGCCGGCGAGAUCAUGUUCUAUAACUACAGCGACAUAGCCAUCUGCCCCUACGGCGGGUAUUGGAGCCAGAUGAGGAAGCUCUGCAUCAACGAGCUUCUGAGCCCGAAAAUGGUGAGAUUCUCCCGAUCCAUUCGAGACGACCAGCUGGCUAGGCUGGUCGAGUCCCUUCGCGAAUGUUCUGGAAGGGCUGUGGAUUUGACGGAGAAGAUAUUGUUUAACUCCAAUUUCUUCACUUGCCGCGUGGCGUGUGGCGGCGUGGUUGAGGAUAAUGAGACGUUAUUGAGGCUCAUUCUUGAGUCGACUCAGGUUGUUGUGAGCUUUGAGGUUGCGGAUCUUUUCCCGUCGUGGAGGAUUGUGAGUGCGAUGAGCUGGACGAGGCGGCGGCUCAAGACGAUGCGGUGCAAGCUCGAUAAGAUCAUGGAUGACAUCAUCGACCGGCAUAGGAGAAAUCGACUCUCGGGGUUGGGGAAUUCGGAGUUUGGGAGUGAGGAUUUGGUGGAUGUGUUUCUUAGGGUUCAGGAGGAAGGGAAGCUUAGGUAUUCUAUCACCAAUGACAACAUCAAGGCUGUGUUGUAUGAUGUUUUCAUAGGUGGAACUGAAACUUCGUCGACAACAAUUGACUGGGCGAUGGUGGAGCUACUGAGGCACCCUCGAGUCAUGGCCAAGGCACAAGGUGAAGUGAGACAAGUGUUGAAUGGGAAUAAUGCUGAACAUACUUUCAAGUAUCUGAAAUUAGUGAUCAAGGAGACUCUGAGGCUGCACCCACCGGCUCCGCUAGUGCCUAGAGCUUGCAAGGAUGAACAAGUGAUCAAUGGAUACACCAUACCUGCGGGACAACAAGUGUUUGUGAACAUUUGGGCAAUGCAGAGAGAUCCGAGGUACUGGAAUGACCCGGAGAAGUUUGAGCCCGAGAGAUUUGAGGAUCAGUCUGUUGACUUUAUGGGGGGUGAUUAUCAUUUCUUGCCCUUUGGAACUGGAAAAAGAAUGUGCCCUGGGAUGACGUUUGGUUUGGCUAAUGUGGAGUCGGCUUUAGCCCAAUUGCUCUAUCACUUUGAUUGGAAACUUCCAGGAGGAGUCAGGGCUCAGGAUUUGGACAUGAAUGAAAACAAUGGGGUAACUGCCGCACGGAAACACAAUUUGUUUGUAGUUGCCACUCCGUAUAAAUAA